UUGUAUUCUACACUGAAAACUUCACGUGCCCUCUUUUUCUUCUUACAUCCCCCCAACUACUAUAAUUAUCUGAAAAAACAUUUAAAGUCCUUAUCCCAUUUCUGUUUUCUUGGGAACUGAGUAAUUUAUUAGUUUAGGUCAUUAUAUAUGUUUGUUACUCAACCAAACCUCCAAGGUAGUUAGUUAGUUAGGUUCGAGAGCAAUAGUGGAUAAGAGAUCUCAUUUCCUCGUUUAAUUUGAUAAUUUUUUCAUAUACAUGGAGAAGGGAAAGCAAGUUUUCGGUUCUUCGGCUUCUGCUUCUGCUUUGUCCUUUACGAAUGAUUUGUUUGGUCCGAAAGAGCCUUCGAAAACGUCACUCUUUGGUUCCGUUUUUGGACCACAAUCAACGGGACUUGGAAGGGAUUCCACUCACUCUGUAGCUAGAGGUUCAUCAAGAAUCCAAGAUCCAAAAAACCAGUCAUGUGGAAAUGCAAAAUAUGGAACUUCAGGUAAUAAGGAGAAGAAUAAUUCCAUAUUGUAUCAGAAUAGAACAACAGAACCAUGCCAUUUAAGUUCAUCAAUAUACUAUGGUGGCCAAGAUAUUUAUUAUCCACCUACUGCCUCACAUAACACCAAAAAUGUAGAAGAUGAUGAUGAUCAAAAUGGAAACAAUUCAAAUUGUGCUUCAAGAGGUAAUUGGUGGCAAGGAUCAUUAUAUUAUUGAGGCCUUGUUUUUUUUCCUUACGCAAAGUGGUUCAGCCUUUUUUCGAACUCAGCGCAUAGCAGAAAUUUAGUGCAUCAAUUAUCGUUUUAGUCAAGGCCAUAAUUCCAGUAUUUCAAGCACUUGAUAGUAGGGCUGUGUAUCGAUCGGUUGGUUCGGUUCGACUUUAAAGUUUAUUGGGUUGGCUUAUUAGUUAUCGAUUUGUAGUGAUGCUAAACCAUUAUAGAACCAUUAAGAUAUUGGCUUAUCGAUUAUUGGUUUAUCGGUUUUUGAUCGUUAUCGAUUCGGUUAUCGGUUUAACCGUUAAGAUUUGAUCGAAAAGAAAAAAUAUUGAAAAUCACUUAGAAACAAAGUGACAAACCAAAUAAACCAUGCACUUGAGUUCACAAGUUACAUCUUGCUCAAAAGCAAACACUUUUACAUCGUAGAAUAAUCAAGUAUUUGAGACAAUCAAAAAUAAAAGUAGGAAA
This is a messenger RNA of Solanum lycopersicum (tomato), 1170 nucleotides long. RefSeq lists its product as uncharacterized. Lineage: Eukaryota; Viridiplantae; Streptophyta; Magnoliopsida; Solanales; Solanaceae. The record is from RefSeq and is a predicted model, not a curated record.